This is a messenger RNA of Lipotes vexillifer (Yangtze River dolphin), 2953 nucleotides long. It is a transcript of the gene ZNF569, whose product is annotated as zinc finger protein 569. The record is from RefSeq and is a predicted model, not a curated record. Lineage: Eukaryota; Metazoa; Chordata; Mammalia; Artiodactyla; Lipotidae. The transcript is spliced from 5 exons. Gene Ontology annotation, biological process: regulation of DNA-templated transcription. The coding region runs from base 363 to 2423 and encodes 686 amino acids.
ACUCCCAGGCUCCGAGGGCCGGACUCACUGGAGGCAGCUGCUGCAAAACUCUCAGCUGAGGCCCCUCGGCAGAUCUGAGAGCCCCUCAACGCAGCGGUUGCUUAUUCCCGCUACUCGUCAACUGGAGGGCCAGUCCCGCCCUGGCGAGCCGCGAGGGGCUCUGGGAAGAGUUAUCCUGCGUCUAACGGACCGAGGCUUGUGCUGCCUUCGGCCACAGCCGGCACUGACCUUAAUGGAUUACCUAACUCGGGCUGCACCGGCUGUGCCACUUGGGCAUCGCUGAGGUGCGGAAUUGGGGCCUGUGUCUGCGAGCUCGGUGCUCUGCCUUCUCAGGCCCAGUCCACUCUCAGAAAGAAAAGGAAAUGACUGAGUUGCAGGAAACAGUGACAUUCAAAGAUGUGGCUAUUGACUUCACUGAGGAAGAGUGGCAGCAGUUGGAUCCUGCUCAAAGGAACCUGUACUGGAAUGUGAUGCUAGAAAACUAUAACAACUUAAUCACUGUGGGAUGUCCAUUUACCAAACCUGAUGUGAUUUUCAAGUUGGAGCAAGAAGAACCAUGGGUGGUGGCGGAAGAAGUGUCAAAGAGACAUUGUCCAGGAGAAAUAUGGGGGAUGGAUGAGCAUCAGAAAAUCCAGGACAGACUUUUGACACAACUUGAAGAUAAAUUCACAAAAACACUGACUGAAGAAAAAGUGAAUGAAUGUCAUAAGAAAUUUGCAAAUGUAUUUUCUCCAAACUCAGACUUUUUUCCUUCCAGUCACAAUCUCUAUGAAUACGACUUAUUUGGAAAGUGUUUAGAACAUAAUAAUUUCAACUAUUAUAAUAAUGAGAGAAUCCUUAUAAGAAAAGAACAUUGUGAAUAUAAUGAACCUAUGAAAUCAUUUGGCAAUAGCUUAUCCCAUCUUGUAGUAACCCCCUUUAAGUGUAAUCAUUGUGGAAAAGGUUUUGAUCAAACUUUGGACCUCAUAAGACACCUGAGAAUUCAUACUGGAGAGAAACCCUAUGAAUGUAAAAAAUGUAGAAAAGCCUUCAGCCAAAAGGAAAAACUCAUUAAACAUCAUAAAAUCCACAGUAAGGAGCAGUCUUAUGAAUGUAAUGAAUGUGGAAAAGCUUUCAUUAAAAUGUCAAAUCUCAUUAGACAUCAAAGAAUCCAUACUGGAGAGAAACCCUAUGCAUGUAAGGAGUGUGGAAAAUCCUUCAGCCAGAAAUCAAAUCUCAUUGAUCAUGAAAAAAUUCAUACUGGAGAGAAACCUUAUGAAUGUAAUGAGUGUGGAAAAGCAUUCAGCCAGAAGCAAAGCCUCAUUGCACAUCAGAAAGUUCAUACUGGGGAGAAACCUUAUGCAUGUAAUGAAUGUGGUAAAGCCUUCCCUCGAAUAGCAUCUCUUGCUCUUCAUAUGAGAAGUCAUACAGGAGAGAAACCUUAUAAAUGUGAUAAAUGUGGAAAAGCCUUCUCUCAGUUUUCCAUGCUUAUUAUACAUGUGAGAAUUCAUACAGGUGAGAAACCUUAUGAAUGUAAUGAAUGUGGAAAAUCCUUCUCUCAAAGCUCAGCCCUUACUGUACAUAUGAGAAGUCAUACUGGUGAGAAACCUUAUGAAUGUAAGGAAUGUAGAAAAGCCUUUAGCCACAAAAAGAACUUCAUUACACACCAGAAGAUUCAUACUAGAGAGAAACCUUAUGAAUGUAAUGAAUGUGGGAAAGCUUUCAUUCAGAUGUCAAAUCUUGUUAGACACCAGAGAAUUCAUACUGGAGAAAAACCCUAUAUAUGUAAAGAAUGUGGCAAAGCCUUUAGCCAGAAAUCAAAUCUCAUUGCUCAUGAAAAAAUUCAUUCUGGAGAGAAACCCUAUGAAUGUAAUGAAUGUGGUAAAGCCUUCAGCCAAAAGCAAAACUUUAUUACACAUCAGAAAGUUCACACUGGAGAGAAACCUUAUGAUUGUAAUGAAUGUGGUAAAGCCUUCUCUCAGAUUGCUUCCCUUACUCUUCAUCUGAGAAGUCACACAGGGGAAAAGCCUUAUGAAUGUGAUAAAUGUGGGAAAGCUUUCUCUCAGUGCUCAUUGCUUAAUUUACAUAUGAGAAGUCAUACAGGUGAGAAACCCUAUGUAUGUAAUGAAUGUGGAAAAGCUUUCUCUCAAAGAACUUCCCUUAUUGUACAUAUGAGAGGUCAUACAGGUGAGAAACCUUAUGAAUGUAAUAAAUGUGGGAAAGCUUUCUCCCAAAGUUCCUCCCUUACUAUACAUAUACGAGGUCAUACAGGUGAGAAACCCUUUGACUGUAGUAAAUGUGGAAAAGCCUUUUCUCAAAUCUCAUCUCUUACACUUCAUAUGAGAAAACAUACAGGUGAGAAGCCUUAUCAUUGUAAUGAGUGUGGUAAGGCUUUCAGCCAAAAGUCACACCUUGUUAGACAUCAGAGAAUUCAUACUCAUUAGGAAUAGAAAUUCUAUGAAUCUUGUGAAUAUGGAAAAGCCUUUGGAAGGAAUUAGCACCUCCUUGCACAGUACAUUAUCGGAUCUAGAGCAGAAAACUGUGAAUGUGGGAAAGCCGUUUGAAGAAGUCACAUUUUUGACACAGUUCUUACCAAGGUGACAAAUUGUAUAAUGAGAAAGCUGAUCGUCAAAAAUCUUCAGCAGACAUCUUAUCUAAUGAUAAUAUUUAUCCAGCAUUAUCUUUAAAACCUGAAAUAAGAUAUUUUCAUCAGCAUGCCAGCAUGAUACUUUAGCUCCUAGCCAAUCUCUUAACUAAGAAAAAGAAGAUUGGAGAAAAAAAAAAAAACUCUUAAAAUAACCUCUCAUACUAGAAUAGUUAAUUAGAAAAUAUCUUGUUAUAAAAUACUUGAGAAUAAACAAUAAUGAAUUACAAGACAUAUAUAAAGUUAUAAAACAUUUUGAAGGUCACACCUGAAAUUUUGAGAAAAAUAACAUUUUCUGAAAAGACAUGGUAAAAAAUAUAUAAAUUUUCU